This is a messenger RNA of Fomitiporia mediterranea MF3/22, 2079 nucleotides long. Its product is annotated as Metallo-dependent phosphatase. Bases 1 to 2079 code for a protein of 692 amino acids. The transcript is spliced from 12 exons. The record is from RefSeq and is a predicted model, not a curated record. Gene Ontology annotation, molecular function: nucleotide binding; hydrolase activity, acting on ester bonds; metal ion binding. Gene Ontology annotation, biological process: nucleotide catabolic process. Lineage: Eukaryota; Fungi; Basidiomycota; Agaricomycetes; Hymenochaetales; Hymenochaetaceae.
AUGCGAGCAACUCUUCCGAUCCUUCACUUUAACGAUGUCUACCGAGUCAGCACGCAAAAGCUCUCUGGUGGCCGGACAAUCGAUGUUACACAGUUUGCAGCUAUGCUCGACAAUCUUCGCGAGGCAUGGCCGAAGCAGCACAAUAGGAUUUCAGAGGGGCUUGUACUGUUCUCCGGUGACUUGUUUGCGCCAUCCGUAGAGAGUUCGAUAACUCGCGGCAGCCACAUGGUUCCUGUGAUUAAUGAGCUUGCUCCUGACGUUGCUGUCGUAGGAAACCACGAGUUUGAUUUCGGUUACCCGCAGUUGACGAAGCUGCUGGACAGCACUAAAUUUCCCUGGCUCCUCAGUAACAUAGUUGACGAAGCAACUGGUAAAGUACCGGAAUAUUUACACGAGUUUCAUAUUCUCGAGCGAUGCGGUGUCCGAAUUGGGUUCAUUGGGCUGGUGGAAAGCGAGUGGAUUGCAACUGUUCCUGCCUGGCCGGAAAGUUUCAAGCACAAGAACAUGGCAGAAGUAGCUAUGGAGCUGUCGCAACUUUUGAGAAACCCCGAUGGCGAGUACCAAUGCGAUCUCAUAAUCGCGCUCACCCAUUCCCGUAUACCAAAUGAUAUCUUGCUCGCAAAAAGCAUCGGUGCACUUUCACCAGCCCAUCAGAGGUCUGAUUUUGUCUCAACCCAUGGAGCGGAUAUCAUACUCGGUGGACAUGACCAUCUUUACUACGCGUCGAGAGGUGUAACUUCGUGGGAUGGAUACGAUGCCAAGCAAGAAGUCUUAGGUGCAGAACUGGAUGAGGACGUUCUCAUUGUAAAAAGCGGUACAGAUUUCCGUGAUCUAAGCGAAAUCAUUCUCGAGGUCGAGGAUACGCCAGAAGGAAGUGUGAGGCGGAAGAUUAUAAAAAGCGUAAGAGGAAAGCGACACCAAACUCAGCCAAACUCGCCAUCGUCCCAAAAGCUUAAAGAUAUUCUAUCAAAGACUUUAGAUACGGUCUCAAACGCGAUUAAGAAACCAGUUUGUAUGGCUUCCGGGAUGCUCGACCUUCGAUCGGAGUUUCUACGCACGUCGGAGUCUGCGACCGGAAACUGGUUUGCAGAUGUCAUUCACCACGCUUACGAUGAUCCACUCAGCAAGAUGGGAAUUCACGCCGCGCACGGCACAUUAUUGUGUGCAGGUGCUCUCAGGGGAGAUACGACUUACGGUCCUGGCAAGAUUGCACUUGGUGAUAUCAUGGAGAUUCUUCCUUUUGACGACAGCAUUGUUGCUCUCGAACUUGAUGGCUAUACAAUUUGGGAAGUGCUCGAGGUGGGUCUUAGUACGUGGCCGGCACAUGAAGGGCGUUUCCCUGUUAUUUCCGGCUUUCGUGUAAACUGGGACUCGAGAAAGCCCCCCGGACAACGUGUUCAAAAUAUUGCAGUUCCAGUUCAUGAUUGCAAAGGCAAACCUGCAAGCAUAGACUCAAUGUCUGACGAGCUUGAAGAGUACGAAGAAAUCAUACGCGAGCGUGGUGGACGGAAAUAUGUCGUAAUAACCCGGGAAUAUAUGGCGGACGGCCAUGACGGUUUUGACUGUUUGAAAGGCCAGAAAAUGCUCAUCGAUGACGAACAAGGCCAAAUGAUGAGCACGAUCGUUCGCAGGUAUCUUGGUACGUGCCUCAACAUGCAAAGGGACAGGAGAGUUUUGAUUGCUUAUGUUGCUCUAGAAACCGAACAUCGAGACAACGUGCAUCAUCCCUCUCAAGAGCACGAAAACAUGGGUACCCCCAAAACGAAACAAUCGAUCUGGGCUUCAGAGCGCGCAACACGAAGCGCUUGGGGAAUGAAGGUGCUUCUUAGUAAGGAUACGUUAGGACGAGCAGGAAACAACAUCCGCCGAUCCCUCACUUACAUGCAUGCAGUUAUACAGUUCUCUGCGUAUUAUUGCAUGUUCUUUGCGUUAGCUAGCAGGGAGAACAGCCUCAGGGCGGAGAACAUUAAAGAGAAGAUAAAGAAGUACCAGGUGGCAAACCAACCUGCGGAUGUGCAUUUGCCAGUUGUGGCACCAUUCAUAGACGGACGGCUGAGAGACCUAGCCCGCACACAGUAG